AUGUAUUGUUAACGUGAACGGUUGGGACAUUUGUCUGUAUGGUGGGAAGUCACUUUUCAUACCAGCUUUUUAAUCUUACCUUAUAAUCAUACUCUCUCUCUCUCUCUCUCUCUCGAUCUGGGUUGAGAAAAAAAUGGAGUUGUUCUACUACUUGGUGUUUGGGGGGUUCGGGGCGGUGGUGCUGGCAUUGGAGCUCAGCAAAACUAGUAGAGAUCGCAUCAGCAAUACACCCACUGCUUUCAACUCCUUCAAGAAUAACUACCUCCUUGUCUACUCCCUCAUGAUGGCUGGUGAUUGGUUGCAGGGUCCAUAUGUGUACUAUCUCUACAGCCAAUAUGGUUAUGGAAAGGGGGAAAUCGGGCAGCUGUUUAUUGCUGGUUUUGGAUCCUCUAUGUUGUUUGGUACCAUUGUUGGAUCUCUAGCCGAUAAACAAGGUCGAAAGAGGGCAUGUGUUACGUACUGCAUAACAUAUAUCUUGAGCUGUGUCACCAAACAUUCUCCUCAUUACAAAGUCUUAAUGUUGGGUCGUGUAUUGGGAGGGAUUGCCACUUCUCUCCUGUUUUCCGCAUUUGAGUCAUGGCUUGUUGCAGAACACAACAAGAGGGGUUUUGAACAACAAUGGCUGUCCCUAACUUUCUCCAAGGCAAUAUUUCUUGGCAACGGUCUGGUUGCCAUUUUAGCUGGAUUGUUUGGGAAUCUGCUAGUUGAUACGUUCAGCUUGGGCCCCGUAGCUCCAUUUGAUGCUGCUGCAUGCUUUCUUGCUAUUGGCAUGGCAGUAAUAUUGUCAUUGUGGUCCGAAAAUUAUGGUGACCCUUCAGAAAACACAGACUUGCUUACCCAGUUCAAGGGCGCUGCAAUAGCCAUUGCUUCUGAUGAGAAAAUUGCACUGCUCGGUGCCAUACAGUCCUUAUUUGAAGGUUCAAUGUACACUUUCGUGUUCCUCUGGACUCCUGCUUUGAGCCCGAAUGAUGAAGAGAUUCCACAUGGUUUCAUUUUCGCAAUAUUCAUGCUGGCUUCAAUGUUGGGAAGCUCCAUUGCAUCUCGACUGAUGGCUCGUUCAUCCCUCAAAGUUGAAAGCUACAUGCAGAUUGUCUUUGCAAUCUCUGCUGCUGCACUCUUUAUUCCCGUUGGGACAAAUUUCUUGGUACCACCUUCUAAUGUGAAAGGCGGAAGUAUCUCAUUCUCAGGCUGCAUCCAACUUAUUGGAUUCUGUGCAUUUGAGGCCUGUGUGGGGAUAUUUUGGCCUUCUAUCAUGAAGAUGAGGUCCCAGUAUAUACCAGAAGAAGCACGAAGCACGAUAAUGAACUUUUUUCGCAUUCCUCUAAACAUCUUCGUCUGCGUUGUGUUAUACAAUGUUAAUGCAUUCCCGAUUAUUGUCAUGUUCGGGAUGUGCUCGAUUUUCCUUUUCGUUGCAUCCAUCCUGCAGAGGCGUCUCAUGAAGAUUGCAGACACUCAAACAUCAAAGCCACAAGAUUGGAUGGGAAACAAGGAGAGGCAAUUGGAGGCUGAGCCACUGAAUGCCUGAUGCAAAAAUGGAAGAAUCAUUUGGAAGCAGGGGGGUGUCAGAAUGUUGGAGCAGUAUGCUAAAUAAGGGAAGGAGCAUAGGCUAUUUCUUAAAUGAUGGAAAAAUACUAAGGGUUUUGGGAUACCGAUCUUCAUUGAAAAUAGUUAGUGAAUGGGAGAGAAGGAAUUUGAAGGCAAUGGUUAUAGGUUAUCGUAUUAUGCAGUUGCUGUAAAUUGGUGCUGCGUUACUAUUUACCACAAUAUGGUAACUAUGGUCAUUUUUAUGGCCCAAUAGGUACGUUGGGAUCUUUUAAGCAGGAUUUAUGUAAACUGCAAAGCAAGAAACACCUUUAUUCAAGAGAAAUUUAUUUUAAAAGUU
Molecule: messenger RNA, 1882 nt
Organism: Rhododendron vialii
Lineage: Eukaryota; Viridiplantae; Streptophyta; Magnoliopsida; Ericales; Ericaceae
Exons: 8
Coding region: 134-1525 (463 amino acids)
Biological process (GO): molybdate ion transport
Cellular component (GO): membrane
Molecular function (GO): molybdate ion transmembrane transporter activity
Source: RefSeq, a predicted model, not a curated record